CUCGUCGGAUUCGUUGCGCGUCCAAAAGCCGCGAUUUUCCCCCCAUUAAGCUCGUACAAUUAAAAAUCGAAGCAGGAUACAAACAAAAAAAAAACAUACAAAAUGCGGUGCGGUUUAAGUAAAUAAAUAGUCAAACGUUUUUUGAAAACAACAAGUGCAGCGAGCACAGCAGGCAGCAGCCCGAGUGAAGCAGAGAUUCCGUGGAGUGAUUUAAUCAAAGAAAACACACAGCAAAAUGUCGACAAUUGUGGAACAGGCGGCUCCAGCAGCGACUGCUGGCAUAUCCAAUUCACCCGUAGCCUCCUCCUCGGCAGCGGCAGAAACUUCCGCCCCCGGAGCGGCGUUGUCGGAAAUUGAGCAGCUGCAGCAGGCAUUAAUCGAGAAGCAGACGCAGCUAUAUAAUCUGGAAUCGGCCUGCCUCCGCGAAACGGAACGUCAGGUGGAGCUGGAGGAUAGUGUGAUUGCGUGGCAGGAUAAAUACGAUCGGCUGUACGAGUCGCAUAAGCGUGUCCAGAAGGUCAAUCAGAGUCUGGAGGACAAGAUGCUCAAGCUGGUGGACCGGAAUGCCGGCGAGCGAGCCCAGCUAACCAGCGAUGUGGCCACCCUGAGCGUGAGACUGGCCCAGGCCAACUUUAAUAUUGCCAAGCUGCAGCGGGAAAUUGAACGCUACAAGGCUGACAUUAGCCUGGCCAUCCAAUUGCUGCAGUGCAAGCCGGAUAGUUUUGUGCCCCAGAAAGUGUCCUCGCUACCCAUUGAUAUUCAGUCGAAGGUGUCGGCGUACAUGCGAUUGGAGACAAACUCCCAUUCCGAUUCCGAGUGCAGCAAUAGCGGUGUGGGUGUUGCCACCACAGCUUCCUAUAAAGUGCUUCCGGCCUCAGAUUCGCCGCCACCCUCAGCCUGUCCCUUUCCGCCCACGGCGAUGGUGUAUUCGAUGAGGGGACUCGGUAGGUAUGCGGCCAAUGGAAAUGCGGUCAAUAAUACCCCAACAGCCCCGAAUCAGCCCACAAAUAACAAUCUAAAGGACACCAAGGACUCCAUAAAUAACAACAAUCACAACAAUAAUAACAACACAACAACAACAGCAACAACCACGGGCAGCAACAAGUGCAACAAUCAAACAACAACAACAGCAACCAGCAACAACAACAACAACAGUAGUAACACCAAUCCAGAUAUGAUUUCGCCCACAAUUAUGGCCAAGUUCCUGGAGGAUGAGCUAAAGGCAAACGAGGUAAAACACUGCGACACCUGCCAGUGCAGCAAACAGGAUCUGCAGGUCCUGGCAGAUGUGUCGCGUUCCUAUACAGUGGCCACCCAGACACCGCAUCAGUUCCAUCAUCAGCUUGUCCAGGGUUCCUCCACCGGCCUGACCGAACCGCUGACCCAACUAUGCCUGCGGUGCCACAGCAAUCUCAACUCGCCCUCGAGGACCAACAGUCCCUAUCUGAUGAAGCUGGUCAAGUCCAGCGAUUCGGUUAUAUCAGAGACCAAGAGUUCCGUUUCGGAUCUCAAUGACAUGGACAAGCUCUUUACGCCGGCCAAAAAGGAUGACCUGAUGGUGAAUCCCAUUCUAGGACAUCAUCGUCUGUGCGAGAGAACAGCAAUUCCUGGCGGUCAGAGUCAGGAUUAUGUGAAUGGUAAGCUCACAACCUCCACAAUGAUGUAUCCCACCACCCAUUUGGGUGCCUAUGCCGCUGAGAAAUAUCUCCUGGAGACGAGUAAUCUUGGCCAGCUGAGGAGCAACUAUCAGCGAAGGUUCCUGGAUGGCGGUGGCACAGCCCUGCAGUUGCUGAAUAAAUAUGAAGUCGGAGCAGGAGCUACCACAACCACGGAUGAGCUGGAGGAUGAGGCCAGCAAGCCACUGCUGGCGGGGAUUUCUCAGGUGAAUCUCUCGGAGGUGGAGCAGCCUUUGCCACCGGCGCCACCGCAGCCGCAGACAGCUGCCAAACUGGAAGAUGUGUGUGAGCCAACGCCGGUGAGUAAGCCUGUGGCUCCGGUGGCUCCACCAGGACCACCUACAGUUGCUGCUGCUGCUCCGCCUAGUGCUCCAUGUGCUCCUGGUGCUCCUCCAGCAGCAGCCCAGCUCAAGUCCACCAACUCGGGCAGCGUCCAGAGCCUGUGGAGCAACAAGACCAGCAGCUGCGAGGGGGCCAAGAUGUUUGAGACCUUCAACAGGAAUCUCAUCAAGACAAUCAAGGCGGAAAACCCCAAAUACCGAGGACCACGACUGUGUGCCAUGAGGAUCCAGCAGAAUGGCCAGAGCAACAUACUCCUAGACAACCUGGAGUCCAUUGAGACCUACACCCCAGUGAUUUACAAGCGGCGUGAAAAACUCCUAGACGAAGAGCUCAACGAUGGCAAGGACAUCAUAACCAGCAAGGAGAGCAAUGCCCAAGCAGCUGUUGAAGCCUGGCAAGGACCAGCAGUUCCCCACGAGAAUGUGGCCCUACAACCUGUCCUAGAACCCCAGGUGGAGUCUCCCGAGGCGGAAAAUGAAGAAAUCAAGGCUGGUGGGGAGCCUCCUGCUGCAGUGAAUUCAUCCAAACAUUCCGCCAACUCCAGUUCCAUAAGCGAUGCCAUUGACUACCAGGAGAGUGUACUUUUGCGGCGACAGCAGCUUAGCCGGGUGGCCGAAUGGGUGCAGCACAAUACCCAGCAGUUGGAGCAGCGAAAUCUCCAACAGCCAGCGGCGGCCACAAGUGAUUCCAAUUCGGGCACCGAAAGGCAAUCCUCUUACUCCACCCUCGAUCGCAUGGACUCCAUAUCCAUAGAGAAACUGUCCAUGGAUUCGGGCUAUAAGACCACGCCGCAGCAGCUUACCAAUGGCUAUCCGGAAAAGUCCACGGAGGACUCACUGUCGCCCAAGACGGAUAUCACCAGUAAUUCCCUGCAGCAGGAGACCACUGUGCCGCCGCCACCGCCGCCGCAGCAGAUGUUGUUGUCGUCGUCCAAGAAAACGGAAAUGUGCACUACUUAUUACAGGAGAACCACCAGAUCGGGUUUGCCAGUGGCUUACACCACCACCACGGCGGCAGCAGCUGGAGUUGGUGUAACCCUAGAGGAGUCCACCUCCUCCGGUUCAGAAGCUUUGAUCUGCCCCGAACAGCCCACGUGUGAUAUACUCAACUACAAAUACUAUCCCAAUGACACGGACAAGACGCGGUCCGUCCAGGCUGAGCUGCACACGACCACCCAGAAUGUGGACAUUGCCCAGAUGGAGUACAAUGUAAAGCAGUUUCUGCUCAAGCAGAACGAGUGGUCCAUGAACGGGGGAGCGGCUGGAGCUGGAGCUGGUUCUGCUUCUGGUGGAGGAGCCAUGUCUGGAAUGGGUGCCCGGCUAAUGCAGCGUCGCAUCCUGGGUCCCGGUGUUGGAGAACGUGUACGCAUGGCCACGCCCGGCGGAGCGGUGGCCAGUCAAUCCUCCUCCGGCAUCCUGCCACCCCACAGAACUGAAACGAAUUUAUAAGCAAACGGGGUCAAGGGACACACGGAAUCCUAUCGGGAUUUCGAAGCGAAGAGUAAACCAAUCUGUAUUCUAGUCUAGUUUUGCUACUUUAAGUUCAUACUAAGCACGGGCUUAAAAUAUAUAUAUAUAAAUAUAUAUAUGUAUAUUGCUCUAUAUAUAUAAAUAUGAGAUGUAUGUUUGGGCUAAGCAAUGCUUUAGUUAUAAACUUAAUGUGGGUGGUGAGGGGUUCUCGGCAGAUGCUAACACAGCAAUAGCAAUAAUACUAUACAUAUGUACGAUAAAUGUAGUACUUACACCAAAAUCUACGAUCUAAGCUAGCUAAAGUUGCUUUGGAGCUAUAUAACUAAGCUGAUAAUUAAGAUUAAGACGGGGAUAUAUGUUAAAUAAGUGGCCUUGGUUGAUUCUUAGUUGAAUAGAAAACUUAUUUAUGUUAAUAACUAUUAUUACAAUUAUAUUUUCUAUGAUUAACCAUAAAAUUUCCCUAAAUUUCCCUAUCAGUCUUCCCUUAGCCACUAAUUUCCCUCUUCAUCUCCCAUAUAAUUUCUUAAAUUUCCCACUCAGUCAUCCCUUAGCCACUAAUUUUCCCUAUGCAUUGAGUUUCUUUAUAUAAAAUAGAAACCUUAUAUUAUUAUAAAGAAAUUUCCUAUGAUUUACCAUAUAAUUUCCUUACAUUUUGUUAAUAACUAUUAUACUAAUUAUAUUUCCUAUGAUUUACCAAGUAAUUUCCUAAAAUUUCCCCAUCAGUAGAUAGGGAUAGUCUUCCCUUAGCCACUAAUUUCCCUUUCCAAUUUUAUUUCCUAAUCCCCAAAAAGUCUUCCUAAAUAUCCCCCUUAAUAUACCACUCAAACCAAGGCCACCUAAACCUUAUCCCCGUAGCAAUUGCAGCUAAAACCAAAAGCAAAUCUAAGACAUAUGAUACGGUUACUCCCUACGAUAUAACCCAUAUACAUCUAUAUAUAUAUAUAUAUAACUUUUUGAUGUCUGCAUGUUAAUAUAACCCACAAGCCAUUCGAGAACUUUACCCGAAGCAAGCUUAGGUUACAACAGAAAAAUAUAUACAUAAAUUAUAUUUAUAGGAAUAUACAGAUAAUUAUGCUAUAUAUACGAUUGAUAUUUGAUAAGCGCGUUAUAUUUUCUAGAUUCCGAUUGUGCAAUAUUUUUUAGUAGCCUGAAAAAAAGCCAAAAAAAAAAAAAAAAGCGAAAUGAAAACGAAUUUUUAUUUUUAUAAAAUGCGACCAAAAACCAAAAUGGGGGAAGAAACUUAAACCCUAUUUCUGAUUUUCUAUUUCAUAUUUUUUGCUAUUUGCAAAUUCUAUUGAGCAUUUUGUCCAGCUUAGACCCAAUCGAUCAAGAUAUACACACACAAACACACACACACACAAGUACUGUACCUUCUUAGUGACAAAGGAUUUUUGCCGGAGAAUAAAAAAACGAUAAGAAACUGUA
Drosophila kikkawai is the source of this 4912-nucleotide messenger RNA. RefSeq lists its product as uncharacterized. The record is from RefSeq and is a predicted model, not a curated record. Lineage: Eukaryota; Metazoa; Arthropoda; Insecta; Diptera; Drosophilidae.